Rotaria sordida is the source of this 1136-nucleotide messenger RNA. NCBI's taxonomy places the organism in Eukaryota, Metazoa, Rotifera, Eurotatoria, Philodinida, Philodinidae. The record is from the annotation of a GenBank genome assembly.
AUGGUUUCAAUAAAAGAAUUCAACGAUGAUCUUUCUGAUAUCACUGAUGAAGAUGAUAAUAAUGAAGAUUAUUUAUUCGAUACAAAUAAAAUUAUUAAUCAUAAAUUUAAUCAAUCUAUAUCAAUAUCAUCAUCAUCAUCUGAUAAACAAAGUGUUAAUAAACAAGAAUAUAUUAAUGAUCUUUUAGCAUUAAGUUCAUUAAUGUCACAUCAUAUAAAUUCUGAUGAUUUUAUAUCAUCUGAAAGUCGUCUUAUUCAUUCAAAAUUUCAACGUUUAUUUCAUUUUCUUUUGACUGAUAUUUAUAAUGAACCAAUAACACAAGCAUUAGGUGAUCAUAUUUCAAAUUUAACUGAAGUUGAUGAUGCUCUAAUAAAUUUAAAUAGAAAUGCAACAUUAAAAUUUCGAAAUUAUAAACAAUUUCGUGAACAACGACUUGCAUCUUCUAAUGAACGACGAGAUACAUCUUUUACGUCACAACAUAUAUAUAAUCGAUGGACAAACAUUAGACAAACGAUUUCUAAUUCAAAUAUAGAACGUGAUCCAUUGUUUCGAUCAAAAAGUUCAUUAAGAUAUUUUAUUUCUUGGCUUCUUCAUAGUUCAUUUUUCAAAUGGUUUAUUAGUAUAAUCAUUUGUUUAGAUGUUAUUAGUGUUGCUAUUACAUCAGAAUAUAGUUCACCAAAUGAUUCAAAAUCUCUAAUUUAUAAUAUAGCUGUAUUUAUAAAUCGAAGUAUUCUAUUUAUAUAUUUGUUUGAAAUAAUAUUUAAAUGGAUUGAAAAUUUUACAAGUUUUUGGUAUUCACCUGCAAAUAUUCUAGAAUUUAUUCUUACUAUUAUAUCAUUAAGUAAUUUAAUUAGUGAAAUUUAUAUCGAUACAAAAAAUAAUACAAGUUUAGAAAUAAAUAAAAAAUUUCAUAAUAAUAAUCAAAAAACAACUGAUACAUUACAACGUAUUAGAUCAUAUGGAUCAAUAUUAUCUUUAUUACGAACAUUACGUAUGUUACGUAUUUUACGUAUAUUAGAAAUAGCAUUUCGUUUUACACAAGUACGAAUUGUUUUUCUUGCACUUAGUCGUUCUGUUAAACUUAUUUUCCAUGUUGUUCUUUUAACUAUUGUACUUAAUUAUUUUUUUGCACUUAU